Molecule: messenger RNA, 366 nt
Organism: Cylicostephanus goldi
Lineage: Eukaryota; Metazoa; Nematoda; Chromadorea; Rhabditida; Strongylidae
Source: the annotation of a GenBank genome assembly
AUGAUUCAGAUGGCAUCUCCUGGAGCAGCGUCGUCUGGAGAUGCUCCACCGACGUCAGCCAGGCGUGAUUCGAUAUCCGAUCGUCGCCGUCCCAAUGAUUCAAUGAGUAGUAGUGGUGGUGCGGAAACGUUACCACGUCCACCGGGAAAGUGGGUCGAAGGUAGAGGUGGCCGAGGAGGUCGUGGUGGACGCGGCUACCAUCGCGGUGCGGCACCAAACGACCGACGAAGUAGCUUUUCUGGUGUUGAAAAGCCUGCCCCAGUUUCGGCCAGUAUGUCUAAUAUGGCUAAAUCAAUGGGGCCUGAAAAUGAAACCAACGAACAAAGGCAGUCGAAUGAUGAGCGGCCAGAUCGACCUGAGCGCAAG